AUGGCUUCCAUCUUGCGUCGCGUCUCCACAAACCCCACUAUUCAGGCUGCAGCUCGCCCAUCGGCUGCUUACCUCAAGUCGGCUGUUGCCCACCCAAGAACCAUUGCCCCCAUGUGGCGUUUCAUGACCACUGCUGCUACUGAAAGCGCUUGUGAGCCCCAUGAACCUCACUUUUUGGAAUCCGUUGAGAUCUACUAUGACAGAGCUGCCAAGCUCAGCAAUGUCUCUGCUGGUACCUUGGGUCACAUUCGCGCUGUUGACAGCGUGUUGAGUGUCACUUUCCCUAUCCAAAUGGAUGAUGGCUCCACUGAAGUCAUUGAAGGUUACCGUGCUCAGCACUCCCGUCAUCGUCUCCCCGUUAAGGGUGGUAUCCGUUAUUCCGAAGAGGUCGAUUUGCAAGAAGUUGAAGCUCUUGCAUCCCUCAUGACCUUCAAGUGUGCUGUUGUCGAUGUACCAUUUGGAGGUGCCAAGGGUGGCAUCAAGAUCGAUCCUAAGCGUUACACACUCGACCAACUCGAACGUAUCACUCGUCGCUUCACCAUGGAGCUUUGCCAAAAGGGCUUCAUUGGUCCUGGUGCCGAUGUCCCUGCUCCUGAUGUUGGUACUGGUCCCCGUGAGAUGUCUUGGAUCAUGGAUACCUACCGCCAAUUCAACCCUAGUGAUAUCAAUGCCGCUGGUUGUGUCACUGGUAAGCCUAUCUCUCAAGGUGGUGUCCGUGGUCGUACCGAAGCCACUGGUCUUGGUGUCUACUAUGGUGUUCGUGAAUUCAUGAACUACCCCGAAGUUCAAGAGCGCACUGGUUUGAGCGGCAAGAUGAAGGAUGCCUCCGUCAUUGUUCAAGGUUUCGGUAACGUUGGUUACUAUGCUGCCAAGUUCUUUGAAGCCAAUGGUGCCAAGGUUAUUGGUAUUGGUGAGCACGACUGCUCUAUCUACGAUCCUAAUGGUCUCGAUGUUGAGAAGUUGUUUGCCCAUCGUCGUGAUGCUGGCAGCUUCCGUGGCUUCUCCAACUCUGCCGAAAUCAUCAACACCCCCACUGAGAUCUUGGAGCGUGAGUGUGAUAUCUUGAUUCCUGCUGCUCUUGAACGUCAAAUUGGUUUGAGAAACGUUGACAAGAUCAAGGCCAAGAUUGUUGGUGAAGGUGCCAACGGUCCUGUUACCCCUGCUGCUCACGAAGCUCUUGAGAAGCGUGGUGUUGUUGUCAUUCCCGAUUUGUUGCUCAACGCUGGUGGUGUCACCGUUUCUUACUUUGAAUGGCUCAAGAACUUGUCUCACGUCCGUUUCGGUCGUAUGAACAAGAAGUGGGAUGAAUCCGUUCGCACUAAGCUUUUGACCGUUGUCGAAGAGAACGCUGGCCGUACUCUUACUGAAGCUGAGCGACGACAAAUUGUUCACGGUGCUGAGGAAGCUGAUCUCAUCUACUCUGGUUUGGAAGAUACCAUGAUCAGCUCUUGUGAGGAAACCCGCCAAACCGCCAACCUCAAGAACGUUGAUUACCGUACUGCCGCUUUCAUCAACUCCAUCCAAAAGAUUGCUGCUGUCUACGAAGGUAGCGGUAUGCUCUUCAUGUCCUAA
This is a messenger RNA of Lichtheimia ornata, 1572 nucleotides long. RefSeq lists its product as uncharacterized. Lineage: Eukaryota; Fungi; Mucoromycota; Mucoromycetes; Mucorales; Lichtheimiaceae. Gene Ontology annotation, cellular component: mitochondrion. The record is from RefSeq and is a predicted model, not a curated record. Gene Ontology annotation, molecular function: L-glutamate dehydrogenase (NAD+) activity. The coding region runs from base 1 to 1572 and encodes 523 amino acids. Gene Ontology annotation, biological process: L-glutamate catabolic process. The transcript has 8 exons.